UACUUCUUAGUUAUGGAGCUAAGAUCAGAGUACGAGCUAAUUAUUGACACAAGAACAUUUUACAGCAAUCAACAGCAUGUUUAGAGUUGUGCGUGUUUGUCCUCAGGAAUAGCUCGGUAGGAUUAUCGUGUUGGUUCUCUCUUUUAAAAGGUCUUGUUUUUUAAUUUGGUGGUAUGAUCGUCUUUGGAUCUUCAGGUGAAAAUAAUUUACCAGAAAACCUCUCAAAGUGCGGUAAAAACAAGUGUGUGUGGAUAUGAGUCAACCUUUGUAUGUGUGGACAUUAUGUGGUAGGGAGGGGCUGAGUGGGAGCACAAAUACACUGAGGGAGAGAUAGGGAAGUCUGGUCAGGCAGGUUGUCAGAUGGAUAAUGCAGCACCUCGAAGCUUCAGAUGUUACUCUCUCCUGGCUGGGAUCAUUCUCUUCCAUCCUCCACGAUAAUGGGUCUCUUGUCUUUUUUAAGAGGAUGUAUGAAAUUUAACAGAGUAAUAGGUCUGACUGACAACAGCUACUUCCUUCAAGUAGAUUUUUUGAAACAAGAUAGACUCCUUAAGUAUGCUGAACCAUCCUUCUUCUCCCACACAGUUUUUACUCUCCCUCCUGUUGCUGGUGUGUAGUUGGAACACAGCCGCCUGUUGUCUUGGGGAGGGCAGGAAGAUUUGGCAGCAGCCCAAGCCGGACCCCAUCAUCAAAGGCCAAUCUUUCCUCCAAGACACCUUCCCUUCAGGAUUCCUUUGGGGUUCGGGGACGUCUGCCUUCCAGACAGAGGGAGCCUGGGAUCAGGAGGGGAAAGGCCCAUCCAUCUGGGACUAUUUCACCAACUCCACUGUCAAUGGUAAUUUGGUAAAAGAGACUGCCAAUGUGGCUAGCGACAGUUACACUCGCUGGGAAGAAGAUGUGGAUGCACUGGAGUAUAUAGGUGCAAGAUCAUAUUCUUUCUCUCUCUCCUGGCCCAGACUCUUUCCUGAUGGGAAUGCCAGAAGUCAGCCCAAUACAGCUGCUGUGCAACAUUACAGUCGACUCAUAGAGAGGCUUCUGGAAAAGGAAAUUGAGCCCAUCGUCACCCUCCACCACUGGGACCUGCCACAAGUCCUGCAGGAGCGCUAUGGAGGUUGGAAAAAUGACACACUGGUGGGACUGUUUGAGGAGUAUGCUGCCUUUUGUUUCCACACAUUUGGCAACCGUGUUAGGUACUGGCUCACAAUGAAUAAUCCAUACCUGGUGGCUGUGCAAGGAUAUGGGACAGGUGUGCACGCUCCUGGAGAAACAGGGGGUCCUGCUAGCUCUCUCACUGUGGCCCACAACCUGAUCAGGGCACACGCAAAAGCAUGGCACACGUACAACACCAACUACCGUGCAGCUCAGAAGGGUAAAGUAUCCAUUGUUUUGGGCUCUCACUGGGUUGAGCCACAAAGAGGCAAAGCCACAGCUGCUAAUGUUGAGCUUUGCCAGCAGUCAAUAGAGGCAGUCCUUGGCUGGUUUGCCAACCCCAUCUUUGGAGAUGGAGACUAUCCAGUCUCUUUAAAAAACAAGCAUAGGGCCCUAUUGCCCACAUUCUCCCCUGAGGAGAGGCUGUGGGUGCAGACAACAGCUGACUUUUUUGCUCUAUCCUUUGGGCCCAACAACCUCCGUAUGGGCCAGGGCCUGGUCCAGUAUGGGCAGACUGUGACCCCAGACCUGAGGCGCAUUCUGGGCUGGAUAAAGCUGGAGUAUGGGGACCCGAUGGUGCUGGUGACUGAGGGAGGCUGGUUUUCUGAAGCCAGCGUGGGAAAGGAGGACACAGUGGCCAUUUACCAAAUGAAGAAGUUUAUCAACCAGGUCCUGCAAGCGAUCAAGUUUGAUGGUGUGCAGGUGCUUGGCUAUUCCGCCUGGUCACUAGUGGAUGGAUUUGAGUGGAAUUAUGGCUUCACCGUGAGGCGAGGCCUUUUCUACAUUGACUUCAGCCAACCAAACCGAACCAGGACCCCCAAGACCACUGCUCAGUACUACAGACGUGUAGUCACUGACAAUGGUUUCCCCAGUUUUGAAUCCUCAAGAGAGAUCAGAGGCCGUUUUCCCUGCAAAUUUCACUGGGGAAUUGCUGACUCAACUUUACAGGUCCACUUCUACCCUUUUUCACCACAGUUUACUGACCCCCAGUUGUACAGCUGGAACCUGAAUGGAAACGGAUCAUUGCGUCCAGUCCCAGGGGUAAAGAUCCACACCAGACGAGCCCAGUGCACCGACUACUUGGCCAUUCGAAGUCAUCUUCGUCUGUUUGCGUCCACUGGGGCAUCUCACUACCGCUUCGCUCUAAACUGGUCCCUAAUUUUACCCCAGGGAGACCGCUCUAAUGUGAACAUUGAAGCGCUGAGGUACUAUCGCUGUGUCUUGACCGAGCUCAAGAAGCUGGACCUAGAGGCGGUGGUUAUUCUCUACUACCCCACACACAGAGCUUCAAAUCUGGGCCUGCCUGGCUCACUGCAUGCCUCUGGUGGUUGGCUCAACUACAGCACAGUGGAGGCCUUUCAAGAAUAUGCAGCACUGUGUUACAAGCAGCUGGGAUCCUGGGUUCCAUACUGGAUCACCGUCAAUGAGCCAAACAGGCUGGUAGAUUCUUAUUCCAGUGGGAAAGAGAAGCAUCAGGCAGCUCAUAACCUUCUUCUGGCUCACGCAAAAGCCUGGAGGCUGUACGAGAGGGAAAACUCUAGUCAACAGAGAGCACUUGUAUCACUCGCAUUACAUGCUGACUGGGCCAAACCUGCAAACCCCUUCCUGGACUCACAUAAGGCAGCAGCAGAGAGAUUCCUGUUGUUUGAACUAGGUCGCUUCUUAGACCCAUUGCUUGGGACCAGAUAUGAGGAAAAGCAUAGCAAGGGGGACUAUCCACAAGAAAUGAAGGCUUACCUGAAGGAGAGAGCUCGAGUAAUGGGCCUUCCUGAAUCCCCUCUUCCUAGUUUUACUGAGACUGAGAGGGAGGAGCUUAGAGGGACUUUGAGUUUUAUCGCACUGAACCAUUUUACCACCCGCUUGGUCUCUCCAUAUCCCUAUACACAGACCAAUUUUCAGCAGAGACAACCCCCUGAUCAUGGUUGUCUGAUCCUUUCCGAUCCCACUUGGCCCUCCUCUGGUUUGGGGCAGGCUGUUGUACCCUGGGGCCUGCGGAAGAUACUAAACUGGGUGAGCCAGAGAUAUGGAGGGGCUCUGCCUAUCAUUGUCACAGCCAGUGGAGUUGAUGACCCUGCUCCUGUGGAGGACAAACUCAGGCAACACUAUCUCAGGAGUUACCUGCAUGAGGCUUUUAAAGCUCACCAAUUAGAUGGAGUCAACCUGCAGGGCUUCUAUGUGUGGAAACUGCAAGAUCGACAUGCUCCCCAGUAUGGCCUCUUCACCACAACCCAACACCAAUCCAAAGCCAAAGCCUCCAUUGCUGUCUACAAAGAAAUCAUUACUCAUGGUGGUUUCCCUGAGGAUAACACCAUGCAGACCUGCAGGGUAAAUGAGCUGCAUGGACCUUGCCCUGUAUGUGCAUGGAUCUUCGAGAAGAAAGCGAUCUUGGUCUUCGGAGGUUGUAUCCUAUUAUCAGGUGUUAUGUUGGCAGUUAUCUUUUUCAUCAUCAUCAAGAGAAACCAAACAAGAGGCAUAGGGAGGGGGGUGAACAGAAGGAGAAGAAGGGAAGGAGUCCCUGUAUGCUCAUGUCCACCUGUUAAGUGCUAACUGUAGACACAUUGACUCUGUAAUGUGUAGCAGACAAACUGUGUGUGGCUCAUUGACAGAGAAGAGCAAUUAUCUAUGGACCUUUUUCACAGCAGACAUUUUGACUGUUCAUAGUAGGAAAACAGCUGAAAUUGAUAACCUCAUCAAUGACUCAAUUCCAUCAAGUGUCCCAGUUAGCUAUUUCAGUGAGUCAGUAUUUUCAGUACCAAGGCCUCUCCUAAGUGGACUGCAGCCAUCAUUAAUGGUUUUGAACACACCUGUCUGCCAUGAAAAAGGUCUAUAAAGGAGAAGAAAUGCUUUACCUUAUUGCUGACCUAUGACCUCCAUUAUGGAUAAAUGUAGUCAAAGCCAUGAUUCUAGUAAUGUAAUAAAGUCAGUCAGUGAUGAUUAAAUUGUGUAGAUCAGACUAAAAUUCAACUUUCAUAUAUUUUGCAAAUGUACAAUACGUUUAUUUCAAAUUUUAUUGUCGAUUGCACACAGUUUUAAAGUAAUUUCAAGAGGUCAAAUACCUGAAAUGAUGUUUACUGUUUGACACAGACUGCUUGAACCUCCACGGGACAAUGACGCCCCCUAGUGUCACAGACUGCAACGCUGAUGUAACAAUGUGAAGCACAGAUUUGUCUUUUGUUU
Messenger RNA from Etheostoma spectabile (orangethroat darter), 4323 nucleotides. It is a transcript of the gene klb, whose product is annotated as klotho beta. The coding region runs from base 553 to 3693 and encodes 1046 amino acids. Lineage: Eukaryota; Metazoa; Chordata; Actinopteri; Perciformes; Percidae. Gene Ontology annotation, biological process: carbohydrate metabolic process. The transcript has 6 exons. The record is from RefSeq and is a predicted model, not a curated record. Gene Ontology annotation, molecular function: hydrolase activity, hydrolyzing O-glycosyl compounds.